Molecule: messenger RNA, 2328 nt
Organism: Pezoporus flaviventris
Lineage: Eukaryota; Metazoa; Chordata; Aves; Psittaciformes; Psittacidae
Exons: 8
Coding region: 8-1969 (653 amino acids)
Molecular function (GO): calcium ion binding
Source: RefSeq, a predicted model, not a curated record
CAGUCGGAUGCCAGGAGGACAGCAAGAGAAACAUGCUGAGCUUGGACCUCCCUGGACAAUGGAGUACUUCCCCAUCAGGAGCUGCCACCUUGUCUUUCAGAACAGGUCUGGGAUGUUCUACCUGCCGCUGCAUUCUGACAUUAAAACCAACAUCUGGUGUAACUGGACCAUCUGGGCAGGCCCCCAGAAGCACAUUGUCAUCUAUGUCCAGGGGUUCCAUGGGAGUGACGGCUGCGGCAAGAACCAUGACAAGAUCAUCUUCCAGGGCAUCUCAUCGAGUGUGGAAACCAAAGUGGUGUAUGCCUGUCAAAGCCGAGGCACCCUGAUCUUUGCUACGCAAGCUGCUGCAGUCCAUGUGCUGUUUCUGUCAGGGAGUGGUUCCCCAAGGCAUGAAUACAGAUCUUUUAAAGGACAGUAUUAUGUGUUCAGAGACUCUGAAACCAUGGGCUCUUCAAAUGACACCAUAGCUACCAGAGAGCCCAUCCAGGAGACCUCUAAGAAAGAGGGCUGGAAGACAGCAGUGACAAAAGGUCGAUUGCCCAUGCUGAGAGCCUCUGCAAGCCCAUCAGCUAUACCUGUUGGUGGCAGGACCCAGCCUGAGCUUGUGAGCACAGAUGGAGAGACCCAACACUCUCCUGUUCUUAUGGAAGAUGCUCAGUAUGGUGCUAACCUCAGUGAGUAUGAUCAGGUGUGGGAUGAAACCAAGCUGCAAAGGAGCCUUGAGGAUAGUGGCACUGAGGGCAGAGAAACUGAAGCUGACAUGCUGGUGGAGCAAGCUCCAUCUGGGCAAGGUGCUGGGUGUAAAGCUGAGCCAUCCGCUUUGGAGGCUGCAAAGCGGGAUGUAGAGUCGGUGUCUGCUCCAGUCACCACAGCAGGUGCCCCUUCCUCAGAGGUGCCCAGCAGCAGUGCAGGUCUCCUUGCCAAACCAUCUAGCCUGGAUCAGGCCAGCAGCAGCCUGUCGGAUGGAGUGGCUGCUGCUGCACAUCUCACACAGACACCAGUGCUGGAAGAGCCACUGCUAAACACAAGUACAAAACCUCCUCUCUACCCCUCUCCUGGUGUGAAUGCUGGAGAUACGGUGUCUCUGGGAGAAAGCACGGAAGAGUUCUUUGAUCUGGCUUCUGCCCUGGCAUCUCUGGAGAACAGCACAGCACUGCAAUCCCAGCACCAUCCCGGAGAUGUGCUGUUUGAAGUAACUAUUGAAAUCAAACCCAAGGACUGGAUUCCUCAUGGUGGAAGUGAGCUCCAAAAGGGUCUUCUUGAACCUAUGAAGAGCUAUAUCCAGGAGAACCUGAAACUUCCUGCUAACAGAGUCAAUGAACUAAAGCUAAAGGAAAUCAAAAGGACGAGCGAUGCCAACCUGCUGCUCACCUUCUGGCUGCAUCUGAAGCCGGAGGACAGGAACAUGUCUCUGCUCCUGCACUCCCAGCUGGAGGACCUACUUGGCUCCUCAGCAGGAGCAGAGAAUCUGCACCUUGUUUCACUGUUCGUUGAAGAUGUGAAUGAGUGCAGUGCUGGGGUUGGACUCUGCGGGGAGGAGGCAGAGUGCUUCAAUGGUGUGGGCACGUACCUCUGCCGCUGCAAGAAGGACUAUGAAGAUCAUUCCCCCACCAAGUCUGGCACCCUCUGCGUCCCUGCUGCACAAUCAGGGAUCAGUUUCUUCCUCCGCCACGGCGACAUCCUGGUGGGUGCAGCCAUCAUGGCUACCCUGUCAAUGCUGGUGGCUGCAGGUGUCCUGUGCAGGGCAGCCAUGCGGGGCCGGCACCCCAGGAGGAGCCUGAGCCCUGAGGAGCCCCCAGCGAGGGCUGCAGAGGAGCCGGUGAUGGAGCUGCAUGAUCUGGGGCAGUGCCUGCGCCUUGACCCCUUCCAGCUGAAGCUGCGGGCCAGGCCCCCUGAAUGGCUCUGGGCUGCCCGGGUCCACCCUGCCCAGGAGUACCAGGUGUUCCUGGAGCAGUCCCCCCAGCUCUGAGGGGGUCCCGGGGCUCCCUCAAACCCCCUUAUGGCCCUGGUGACCUGUGCUGUCACUCCUGCCUUCCCCAGCUGACACAAGCCACUGGCUGUGUGAAUGAGCCCUUCUGGUGUGUUUUAUGGACCAUAAAUGUCCCAUCACAGUCUUCCUUGUCUCGUGGUUUAAUUUUUAAUACUCACCUAGCUUGGAGAACAAAGUGCGUGUUCCACACUGCUGUGCAUCUUCUCCUGACUUAGCCUGUAUGAGAGCGGUGCAGAGCUGUCAGCGCACGGAAAUUAAACACUUUUUUAAGGAAAAAAAAAACGCAAAUGAGAUAUUUUCGUGUUUAGUUUAAGAGAUUAAAAGUUAUUUUGCAUCUG